This is a messenger RNA of Prosopis cineraria, 999 nucleotides long. RefSeq names its product 21 kDa protein-like. Gene Ontology annotation, biological process: negative regulation of catalytic activity. Gene Ontology annotation, molecular function: enzyme inhibitor activity. Bases 48 to 746 code for a protein of 232 amino acids. The transcript has a single exon. Lineage: Eukaryota; Viridiplantae; Streptophyta; Magnoliopsida; Fabales; Fabaceae. The record is from RefSeq and is a predicted model, not a curated record.
UAUGAGAGCUUUGAGUUAUUGAAUUCUCUCUUCAUCCUAAACUAAGAAUGAAGAUAGCACAACUCAUCAGUCUCACAUUAUUUCUAGUGACGAUCCUCUUUUCUCUCUUCUCAAUCCAUGCUUCAGCUGAUCAUCAUCAGCCAUCCUUGUAUCAGAGACCUCAUCAUCGUCAAUACAAUCCUCAAACCAUCGCUUAUAUAAAAGCCUCUUGUGAAACCACUUUGUAUCCAAAUCUAUGCCUUCGCUGCUUAUACAAAUUUGCCAAUUCAAACAUCCAAAACCCACAACACUUGACUCAUGUGGCCUUAUCUGUGAGUCUCUCAAGAGCACAAUACACAAGAGAUUACUUGCUACAAGUAGCCAAACAAUUCAAGGCACUCAAGAAUCGCAAUGACAAUGGUAGAGACUAUUUUGUUCUGCAAGAUUGCUUGAAGCAGAUCAAUGACAGUGUGGACCAGCUUGGCCUUUCAAUAAAAGAGCUUGAAAGGUUUAAUAAGAUCCCAAGCACUAAGAUCAAUGAUGGUGUCUUGUGGCACAUAAGCAACGUUGAGACAUGGGUUAGUACUGCUCUUACUGAUGCAAGCACUUGUGUGGAUUACUUUCCAGGUCACAGAAUGAGUAAGAUGAAGGCUACAAUAAGAGGGAAGGUCUUGAACGUUGCGCAAGUCACUAGCAAUGCACUUGGCUUGUUUCAUAGAUAUGCGACCAAGUACAGAGCAGCAGCAGCAGCAACCAAGAGACCCUAAAAGUUGAAAGAUAUAUAAUAUGGCCCUUUGUUUUUUCGUGUAGAUCAGAUCACGCGUGUUUUUUCAAGGGCAAUGGAAGUCAUGAAUUGAAACAAGAAAUUAAUUUUGUUAGUUUUAAUUAAUUCGAUUUAAUCUAUCUCUUUUCCAUUUGUAUGUGUAAAAAGGAGCCUUAAUUUAUUCCGAAUGAGUUUCAUGUCUGUUGAAUAAUUUAUCUCUCAUAGGGAAAAUAGCAACUUUGUUUCUCUUAUAUGUA